Eleginops maclovinus (Patagonian blennie) is the source of this 5950-nucleotide messenger RNA. It is a transcript of the gene cpne4a, whose product is annotated as copine IVa. The record is from RefSeq and is a predicted model, not a curated record. Gene Ontology annotation, cellular component: plasma membrane. NCBI's taxonomy places the organism in Eukaryota, Metazoa, Chordata, Actinopteri, Perciformes, Eleginopidae. Gene Ontology annotation, molecular function: calcium-dependent phospholipid binding. Gene Ontology annotation, biological process: cellular response to calcium ion. Bases 1600 to 3255 code for a protein of 551 amino acids. The transcript is spliced from 16 exons.
ACCAAACACGGAGCAAAGUCUGCUUCAGCAACCAAGACAAGAAACACCGGAACCAGAACCGACAGACGGCUGCUCCUCACAGAACGACCCGCUCUGUUAGAGUCCGGUGUCGCUACGGCUCUUUCAGAGACACAUGGAUUCAUGUUUACAUGAACGCGCGUUACGGUGACUUCCACUUCUGUGAUUUGAGAAAGAUGUGAGGUCUUGAGUUGCAGCUCAUGAAUUACUUUCUCUAUAUUCAGACGAUCAAUACGUGUGUAAAGUUUGUGAAGGCAGGAGGAACACUCCCGCCAUCACCGUCUCCUCUCUGCUCCUCCUCACCCCCCCUCCCCAUCCCUGACAACGAGUGACAGGUGAUACACACCAGGGUCUGGAACAGGGGGUUUCAAAGUCUUGGCUUUCAGACUAUUCAAAUAUUGCAAAAUUCAAAUGAUAAAUCCUUAAAUAGUGCUUGAUCUAAAAACUAAAAUAAGGCUAAUUAAUGUCAUAAAUUCAUGGGAUUUACUUUACAGGGAAAUGUCAGUGUGCCCCCACCCACAGUAUCUCUGUGUCUACCUGCACCAUAUGUCUGCACAACUAUGUGUUGAUGCCAUUGACUGUAAGGGGUUGAUGCUACCAAACUCAUUUUAAAAUAAAGUAUUUGCCCUAGACUUCUGCUUUCAGAUGUAGUUAUUACCAAAACCAAUAAUUAUCCGGUGCAAAGGCAAAGAUGUAAUAUAACACAUGACUUUAUAUUGAUUUUGUCUUAAAGAUAAAUCCGGCCCUUUGAGAGCAAACGUACUGCUAAUGUGGCCCGCGAUGAAAUUGAGUUUGACCCCCCUAGAGAAUCAGAACAGCUCUUGUCAUGGCGGCCACUUCCGGGUCGUUCCGCUCCGUUCGGAACCCUCCUGAGACUGACUGCGGUUCCCCUGGCUUCCACUCAGCUGCGUUCAGGUGCUGCAGGAAAUAACAGCAGCACAGUUAAGGAUGCUUUCCUGUGUUUAUACUUUAUAUGUACUAGAUUGGUCUGUAUACAUGAACAUAUUCCUGAUCAUCUUUAUUGUUAAAGUAUUCCACAGAUACUUUCUACAUUUCAGAAUCAUACGUUAUUUAUUCUUGGUUAUGUGACAGCUACUCAAGUUUUAGAAUAAAUACAAAAUAAAUAAACAAAUAAAAUAUAAUUAUUAUUAUUCAAAAUGUCUCAUUAUUAUGUAUUUCAUUCAUUAUUAAUAUUAUUGUUAUUAUUCAUAAAAACAUGUAUUGCCAGAUGAACUCACAUUUUCCCAGUUGGUUGUGUUCGACCUGCAGGAGGUGCUGCAGCCCUCUCCUCUUCCUCUCUCCUUUUCAUCCUUUACCCUCCUCCUCCUCCUCUCCUCCCCCUGUCAGAGGCUUCCCCCAGUAUAAAGCUGUGGUAGGAGCUGGAGGCUGUAGAGGCUCUCCAGCAGCCGGAGGAGAAGGAGGAGGAGGAGGAGGAGGAUGAAGAGGAAGCUGAGUGUCGCUCAGCGUGGAUCUGUGACUUCAGUCUCUCGGAGCUGAAACUCAAACUUUAUCUUCUCUCUGCGAGCUGCUGCUCCAUGCAUCUCUGAGAAGACGUCCUGCCCCCCACCCCCCUCCCCCACCAUGGAUGAGCUGUACUCCCCCUCCUCUCUGGGCCUCUUCAGCGACCCCUGCCUGACGAAGGUGGAGCUGCGUCUCACGGUUAAAGGUCUGUCGGAUCGCGACGCUCUGUCCAAACCCGACCCCUGCUUCGUGCUCAACAUGCAGUCCCACGGACAGUGGAUGGAGGUGGACCGCACGGAGGUGAUCCGCAGCUGUGUGAACCCGACCUACUCCAAGGUCUUCACCCUGGACUAUUAUUUUGAAGAGGUGCAGCGUCUGCGCCUCGAGCUGUACGACGUCAACAGCGGCCACAACGGGCUGAAGGAGGCCGUGUUCCUGGGCUCAGUGGAGUGCACGUUGGGACAGAUCAUCUCUCAGAGGAAGCUGUGCAAAGCCCUGCUCAGACCCGGAGGCACGGUGGGGAAAGCCAUCAUCACGAUUACAGCAGAAGAGUUGACGGGGAACGACGACUACAUCGAGCUCUCGUUCAGCGCCAGGAAACUGGACGACAAGGAUUUCUUCAGUAAAUCCGACCCGUUUCUGGAGAUUUAUCGCGUGAACGAUGACGCCACGAUGCAGCUCGUCUACAGAACGGAGACUGUGAUGAAUAAUCUGAACCCGGUGUGGAAAACCUUCAAAGUGUCUCUCAACUCGCUCUGCAGCGGAGACCAUGACCGCAAGCUGCAGUGCACGGUGUGGGACUGGGACUCCAACGGGAAGCACGACUACAUCGGAGAGUUCGAGGCGUCGUUCAAAGAGAUGAGAGGCGCCAUCGAUGGGCGGCAGGUGCAGUGGCCGUGCAUGAAUUCCAAAUACAAAACCAAGAAGAAAAACUACAAGAACUCCGGGAUCGUCAUUCUGAACCAGUGCAAGAUCAUCAAGAUGCACUCCUUCCUGGAUUACAUCAUGGGAGGCUGUCAGAUCCAAUUUACAGUAGCCAUCGACUUCACGGCGUCUAACGGAGACCCGAGGAACAGCUGCUCGCUGCACUACAUCCACCCUUUCCAGCCCAACGAGUACCUGAAGGCGCUGGUGGCCGUGGGCGAGAUCUGCCAGGACUACGACAGUGAUAAAAUGUUCCCGGCGUUCGGCUUCGGGGCGCAGAUCCCUCCUGACUACAAGGUCUCCCACGACUUUGCGGUGAAUUUUAACGAGGGGAACCCGGAGUGUGCAGGUAUCCAGGGCGUGGUGGAGGCCUACCAGGCCUGCCUCCCCAAACUGCAGCUCUACGGCCCCACCAACAUCGCCCCCAUCAUCCAGAAGGUGGCCAACACCGCCUCACAGGAGGUGCACACCAAAGAGGCAAUGCAAUACUUCAUCCUGCUGAUCCUGACGGACGGCGUCAUCACCGACAUGGCCGACACGAGGGAGGCCAUCGUCCAGGCCUCGCACCUCCCCAUGUCGGUCAUCAUCGUCGGCAUCGGGAGCGCCGACUUCAGCGACAUGCAGAUGCUGGACGGAGACGACGGCAUCCUGCGAUCGCUCAAAGGAGAGCCUGUCCUCCGGGACAUCGUCCAGUUCGUCCCAUUCCGCAACUUCAAACACGCGUCUCCAGCUGCUUUGGCUAAGAGCGUUUUAGCGGAGGUGCCCAACCAGGUGGUGGACUACUACAACAGCAAGGGCAUCAAGCCCAAAGUGCCCAGCCAGUACCAGUCUUCCAGGCAGUUCGGACCCUGAGCGCCCAGCAGCCUCUCCUGGACUCAGAAAAUGUUUACUGUGUUUUGUUCUUUGUCGAUGCGGAUGUUAAAGGUGCUACAUGCAGUAUUUACCACGAAGGAGGGGCUCAUUUGAAAUGUGAUCACUGUAGCGACAGGUCUGCCGCUGCAUUCACAUUGGGAGGGAAUUUAACGGUUGGACCUACUGGAAGUUUGUGAGGCUGCUUUAUGGCACAAACCACAUGGACAAUGCUUCAUUACCUCGUGUUAGCUUCUAAAGAGCAGAUCUACUUUCAUGCAUACACUGGACAUACCAUAACAGACCGAGGAGGCAGGCCAAGCAGAUGAUACACACUAAUCCAAAGACCAGUGAGUUAGUAUCAACCUAGACUGCGCUAAUCCUGCUGCGCUGCAGUUUCUCAACAUGCAAUGAUAGGCGUCUUGAUCCUAAUCCUAUGUAGGCUAACAUAUAAAACCGUAGCUCGGGGUGUUUGGAUGCACAGCAUAGGUGGACAAAGUGUUUCGAUCUACUGAACGCAGAUGCAGAGGAGUCUAAAACGCAAUAUGAUCUGUUAUUUGUGGACCUGAGUACGGCAGACUAGCUUAUAUCACAGUGAACUUAUAUUUCUCAUUUUCAACUUCAUAACAUCCCUAACUUCAAGAUCCAAGUUCUAUUGACCGUUAAAUCAGGGUUUACACUUAUUAGUAGCAAUUCAUAGCGCGUUCUGUGAGCAAAAUGCCUGGCUAUGUAGCAUUAAGCAUUUAAGAAUUGUAGCUAACGUUUGAGGUUCUCUUUUAUUCUGUGGUAAUGUUUACAAUGACAGCAUUCAGAUCCAAAUCAGUCGGAGAAUGCUGUUAAAUGGCAAAGUGUAUCUAUGCAGCGCUUUUGCGUAGGAAACAGUGGCGUAACAAACUGAUAGCAUGUUUCUACUGAGCAAAAACCAAGAUGCUAACAUAUUAGCUUUGUUGCAAAAAGCAAUUUAACUCCGAUUCUUCCUCUUUAAGCGUACAAACUGCCAAACAUGAUCAACCCUUAGUUGCUAACUGGUAGCAAGUGAGCUGAAAGUAUUUUUGCUAGCUUGCAAAUUAUUCUGUAGCUAGCAUGCGACAGCUAGCUCACGGACAGGUCUUCACAUGCUGCCAGGACUUCCUAAUGGUUGUGCACAUUUGAGUGCAGUGGGGAGUCAUAGGUUUGUUAUCUUUAGUUACUGUUAUUCCACAUUACAUGAUCACAUAAACCGUCCUCUCAUCUCAGUCUAACCUAGGUUCCAUGUGUAAAAAUGCUAACUGUCGCACCUUUAGCGUCCGUUGUGCAUGCGGGGCCUGCAGAGGCAGAGCUGGUCCUAACAUUCAGACGUGUUUUACUGGACGUUAAAAGCACACACACACAACACUGACCAAUCCUAACGCUGCUUUCCUGCAGACAGCAUGACAGGUGGGAAACAGUGAAUGAAGGAACGUAUGACCCCCCCCCCCCACCUUUCUGGUUUGGUUUUCUAAGAGUUUGUGCAUAUUUUGCUAAAUUUCGUAAGGUUCGUACGUUGUAAAGCAUUUUGGAUCUCUGCCAGUUGAUCAAGCAAGCUGCCUUCACAGACGUCUGCAUCCUCUUCUGUUCCUUUCUAAAGGCGGGGCAGAUGCAUGAGCUGUUGUUUUGCAUGCAAUCUCCAUGCAGGGCUCCUCGGUCCGUGUGGUUUCUGUUUCCUGGUAGUGAGUAAUACGAGUAAUAAUGAUGUUUACAAUGUUCCCGGUGACGGGGCUGUCCUACUCUCGAGCAUGUUCACAUGUAAGCAAAAAUGUGUGAGUAGAUUUAAGAGCACAACCUGAGUAUACUCGGAGAGAUUUUUUAGAUUAGGGUAAUAGAUUUUGGUCACUGUGCAACGACACCUGCCCUCACCUCUUUCCGUCUCUGAAGAUCUAUUGGUUUCACAUUGGACAAUUCCAAUCUGUGCAUCCACACUUUCUCAAUCCUUUUUUCUCUUUUUAGGAAAUGAGAUGUACUUCCAAGGAUUCUGCAGUUUGCAAAAAUCCUCAGUCAGAAUCCAAUUUCCACAUAAAACAUAUCUAGGUUGCUUUUGCAGGAGACUCAACAAAACCGUCCAGACGUCUUGCUCCCGGUUAGGAUCCUAAUCAAAGGCCACUCGUCUCUGCAGCUUGCCACGAGUCAAGAAUCUAAAGUGUUUCCAGACUUGUAUACUAGCUAACCUUCCAUCUCCGCUAAGCGGAAGCAAGGCUAGGGAUUAGCGGUCCUUCAAAGAAGUUCUGGUUCUGGUAUUCUUCUGGUGGGACAUGCUGGAAACUCCCCAGAGAAAGUGUCCAUGAUGCGCCUUGAUCAAAGGCCAGAACCAUCGUCAUGCAUUCUAAGGUUGGGUUAAUUUUCCACCAUUUAUCCAGGUCUUUGUCUCAGGUUAAGCAAGGUGUCAUCCUGAAGCAGGCCCGAAGGAUCCUGAGGUGUUCUUCGGAUCAAUGGGAUUAGUUACCCCAUCAAAUAACUCCGUUUCCUCCCAGUGCGACGUGGAGAGAAAAACCUCUACAGGAAGGUGUCUUAAUCAGAUGCACCAACCAGUUCACGAUGUUACGAUGAACUUUUCAAACGUACUUAUUUUAACAAAGGUAGAAAGACGGCAGGCAGGUGUUGGGUCACGUGACUGUUGUGUUAACAUGCAGUGUUGUGUGCAAAACAGUGAUAAAUGACUGAAGAUAAUAAAGGUUUUAUCAUA